AUGAUUCAGAAUGACCCCUUAUUUGAACUUGAUGGAAGUAAAUCAAUUCUUAAUGGAGGAGGGGGCAUCGAACAACCAUAUCAGCCCCCGUUCUUUGAUGAAAAAUCGUUUUUUUUCGAAAAAACUCGUGUUUAGUGAAAAACUGACUAUGGAUUCUGAUUCCUAGCCCCGAAAAACCUUUGGUCAAGUUUUAUAAAAUUUAGUUAUUUCGAAUAGACCACCCAUGGCCGAAAACAAAAUCGCGAAAGGUCCCAGUGAGAACAAUCCACAAUGGAACCUAUAUAGCCAGCCUUCAGUUAAGUGUAAAUCAUUUAUCAUUUAGCUGGAAGCAUCAUCUACUCGUCAGCUAGUUAAUCUUAGGUUGUAACAGAAACUGGUAAAUGGGAAGUAGUGGCCACCUACCACGUACGGGUAGUAACAGUAGUGGGACUAUGACACUCCUAGUCAAGAAGAGACCCAUGUGAAAAUUUAAGUCAAAAAGCGCGCUUAAAUUAGCUUAAAUUUUUGGCUGAAAAGUGCUGAAAAGCGCACAUUUUAAGCGGCUGGAAAGUGCUUAAAUAUAUAUAGUUCAGCGC
Messenger RNA from Rotaria sp. Silwood2, 575 nucleotides. The record is from the annotation of a GenBank genome assembly. Lineage: Eukaryota; Metazoa; Rotifera; Eurotatoria; Philodinida; Philodinidae.